This is a messenger RNA of Trichoplusia ni (cabbage looper), 3744 nucleotides long. Its product is annotated as dual specificity protein phosphatase 13-like. The record is from RefSeq and is a predicted model, not a curated record. Gene Ontology annotation, biological process: negative regulation of MAPK cascade; protein dephosphorylation. Gene Ontology annotation, cellular component: cytoplasm. Gene Ontology annotation, molecular function: protein tyrosine/serine/threonine phosphatase activity; MAP kinase phosphatase activity. Bases 1147 to 1800 code for a protein of 217 amino acids. The transcript has 4 exons. Lineage: Eukaryota; Metazoa; Arthropoda; Insecta; Lepidoptera; Noctuidae.
UGUGUUAUGCAAUGGUAACUUAAACUUAAGCUUAUUAAAAUGCACAUAGCUUCUAUUAAAUCGCAUAGUUUUUUUGAAAUUGCUUAAUUAAUAUAAGAAAUUGCUCUACUGUAAACAUGUACAAAUAAUAAUUUAAUGUCGUGCUGUGUGUUUAAAAAAAAACCAUUCUAUAUUGUUGAAGAAUGAAUGUAAAGAAAAACUUUUAAUGCAAUGUUAUUUAAAAUAAAAAAACCAUAUUGCAAAAACAUAAAGAGGGCUUCAACCUUCAUUGCAUACAUAGAUCAAGCUUUGUAGUUAAAUAUUUAUUAUCAUAAUCUAAAAAGCAAACUCAAAUAGACAAGCAAUAAAUCGUUUAAAACUAGCUAGCUAAGCAUGCUACAGCUGCUAUUUCAUUUCUACUCGUUUACAGAAAUGUUAAAAAAGAUACAAGGUUAAAUAGUUGUCUGCCCUCAAUCUAUUUAUGUAGCAUAACAUAGGUGUUUCUAUUGUAAAACUCUUAGAAAAAGCGACACUGAUGUGUUAGUCAUAGAUACUUUUGUGAAAUGCUUCAUUCAUUGGCACUUUCAUUGUCAACUGGAAUAUUUUCAAGCUUUGUAUUUUGAAUGCAUUAAUUUUGGGUAUGGAGGCAAUAAAUACGCAAAUCUUUAUCAUAGGAUCCUAGUUUUCAACAUAUCAAGUUAAAGUUUAAACUGUGAUAGGAAAGCUCCUUAAGUAGUACUUUUGGUCAGUUAUAAUAUUUCUAAGAAAGUAGACAUUUUAUGAUAUUUAUUUCGUACUUAUUGCCUAGUGGAAAAUUAGCAGACUUUAUCGUAAAAUUUAUUUUGCCAUUUUCAAGGAGUAGAGAAUCAUCAUCUUUUAUUUCGCAUUGCUGUCUUUUACGGCUCCAGCCACCAUCGCUAUAUUAAGGCGCAAAAGCUUAGUCACGUCUUACUCACUAGCUAUGCACUAUAUUGCAUCAGCAUAACAAUUCUUAUGCAAAUAAAAUAAUAAUACACCAGUGAAAUAUUAUGUAGUUACACAAAAGUAUGUACACUUACAUUUAUAUUUUACUGUGUUACAUUUUAUCAACAGUGUGGUAUAUCACAUUUUACACUUCCACCAUGCAUAUAACAAAUAAUAUGUUGCUUAAUAAUGUCAUAAUAAUGUAUGUUGUGUUAUCGGCAGUACUCACUAUUUCCGAGAUCUCAUUCAUAUUGUGCGGCUACAGAACAACGAGUAGGAUCCUACCUAAGGACCCUAAUGAGUUUUGGGUCGUCUCCAUCGUCGGUACUGAGUUCGCUCUCGUCGUUCCGAUCUCGUCCGUUUGCCGACAUCUCGUAUAACCCCACUCCGGACCUAAAUGAAGUCUAUCCGGGCCUCUAUGUUGGAGACGCUGUGGCUGCCAAGGACAAGGCGUUCUUAAAGCGUAUGGGGAUCAACUAUGUGCUGAAUACCGCUGAAGGCACGCGGUACACGCAGGUCGACACUAACCACCUGUACUACCGUGACUGUCCCGGACUUCGUUACAAGGGCUUCCAGCUGAUGGACUUACCGUCCACAGACAUAUCGAGAUACUUCCACAUAGCUGCCAACUUUAUUGAUGAGGGAAUUUCUAGUGGAGGACGCGUCCUUGUUCAUUGUUUUAUGGGCGUGUCUCGGUCUGCUACUUGCGCGUUAGCAUUCCUGAUGAUCAAGCGAGGAAUGUCUCUGACGGAGGCUUUAUCAACCGUCCGCUGCCGCCGCGACAUCCAUCCCAACGAGGGCUUCAUCCGCCAGCUGCAACAGCUCGACAGGGAGCUGCGCCUCAACCGGAUCCGCUGACCCUACCGAAACUCGUCGCUUCAAACUCUAUUGCAUUUCUCACUAGACGAUGGAGAUGGACGACGACGUGUACGAAGCCUCGACCGAUCGUACUAUCAUCACUAUUAACCCUGCAAGGAGGAUUUAAGAACUUUAAGCCUAUAACACAACGUCUGGAAGCUUGGUUGUCGCAGGCCGCAAAUCUUGUCUACGCCGCAUAACGGCUGGCCAUCUUGUGUGUUACGGGUCUUAAAGUUUUAAUUUCGAAUGUCGUUGCAACGGUCGUCCAAUGAAGUGAAGAAAUCAAGAGUUUAGUGACAUACUAAAUACAGACUAACUUUUUACAAUAUAGUAAUACAGACAGAUAUUUAACGAUCGGUAUUUUUUGGCCUAGUGUUAAAAAUAUGUAAUUCAAAAAGUGCGUGACUAUUAAAAUUGUCAAAUGUCUUGUUAUUAAAAUAUUUCGCAGCAUAUGUUUUAAAACCUUGGGUAACGAAUAAGCAUGUAAAAACGAAACACUGUUAAAUUUAAAAUGUACCUAUGUAUAAUGUACAUAUUUUAACUGAUAAAAAUUUAGAUCUUUUAAAAUUCUAGCAAAAAAUUAAAAUUCAAAAUUAUACUAAAAAAAUUGUAAAACAAUUGUUUAAACCCUUCUCUCCGUAGUGUACAAAGAUUAAUAUAAUAAUUGUUAAAAUUUUAUUUUGUUAUUUACAUGUAUAUUACUUCAGUACGAUCCAAUCGGCGUAUGUAUCGUUUUGAUAAACUUAUAUUUCACACAGAACUCUAUAUUUUUAAUAAGAAAUAUGAAUUUUAUAUCUGGGUUAUAUUCUCGUGUGCCAUUUUGUUUUGUAUUGAUAGAUUAUAUAAUAUGGCUGUUAUUUUUGUACAAAGGGAGAAAUAUUAAACUCUUUUAACGUAGGAUAAGAAAAGUUACUAUGUCCAGUUGAUAAGAUGUUGAAGCUUCUAUAUAGUGAGUAGUUAUUGAUAUCUGACUAUAGUACAAUCGCAUAGCCUUAUAGUCAUUUGAUGACGUCGUCGUACGCAAUAAUGUUCGUGUUAAUAAUCCCGAGAGUAUAUUUUUAUUAAUGUUAAGUUUUCUUCAAGACUGGCAAUGAUGGCACUUGAGUAGUUGAGUGAUGGCUUGCUCGUAGUGAUAUUUAGCUUAGCAUGUAUGUCAAUGGCUCGCGGCCGGCAGGUCACCGGUGUCACACACUCUGCACUCAUUGUUCGAGGACUCGCACUAGUUGCCAACACACGUAACAUUUGGCUGCACAUAUGUGUCACUAUGUAAUUCUAUUUCGAAUCAUGAAUACCUCUCAUUACAUAGGGCCAUAAAUCAGACCUAUUUUUGUAAUAUCUGUUUAUUUAUUUUAGUUCUAACUAGAGUUUAGACUACAGUUAAUUAGCUAACAACUUAUUUCCAGUAACAAUGGUUGUAGGAAACUCAUGAUUGGAUUAAGAUGUGGUUUGUGACUGAUGAUGAACUAGUCGAUGUUUAUAAGUGCAAUAUUUAGAUGUAAAGGGCACCAAAGGAAGCAAUCAUUGUGAUAUUGAAUGUGAAGGGAAAAUAGUUUAUUUUUAAAGAGAAAUUAUUGUAGAUGAAUAUAGAUAAAUCAGUUUCUAUUUAAUAGCAGUAUAUUAAGAUACUAUUUAUUAACGAUUUAAAUUUAUAUGACUAUUUUCAAAGCCUUGCUAGUCUCUAUGAGUGAUAGAAGAGGCAUGUUAUCCAUUUAAUCAUUGUACUGUUAAUGAAAUGUUACUUUGCUACAUUAUUAUUGCAUGGUUUAUCAUAAAUAAUAUAGAUUAAUAUCGCAUGUAUUGUAAAAAUAUUAACAAUGAUGUACCUGUUACACUUAUCAAGUUCACAAAUAGGAACACUAGGCUAUGGCAUAUAGCAUCACUAAUUUAUGAAACUUGUGACAUGAAUAUACAAAUUAUUUAUCGAAAUAAAGUUAUUUAAAACUA